This is a messenger RNA of Vitis riparia (riverbank grape), 3189 nucleotides long. RefSeq lists its product as uncharacterized. Bases 372 to 2870 code for a protein of 832 amino acids. The transcript is spliced from 9 exons. The record is from RefSeq and is a predicted model, not a curated record. Lineage: Eukaryota; Viridiplantae; Streptophyta; Magnoliopsida; Vitales; Vitaceae.
ACCUGGCUCCACAUCCUCUUCUCUUACAUCUUUGAUUUUCUCAUAUUUUCUAUUCUACCAAACACACAUUGCAUGAGAAAGCCCUAUGAAUUUUCCCGAGAGAAUCCUUUUAGAAAACUUACAUAUACUGUCACUUCAAUUCUGGAAAAUCCGUGUUUGUUGUUCUCUAUGGAGUGUUGAUAUACACAGUGUUCAUAACACCACAACUCAAUGUUAGUGUGUACAUGUGAAUCUCUCUAGGGCUUUGUAUUCAAUACAGAGAUGGUAGCAUUGAUAGGUGAUUGAACUUGGCUUUGUAGAGAAGUAAGCAAUUGUAGGCAAAGACACUGUGAUUAGAUUUUUCUUUUGGUAGCGUUUUUUUUCGUAGAAAAAUGGACUCAGAAAAUCAAGAUCGGUGUUCCCCGGGAAGGUCGGAACCGGAUGAGACCUCUGAAGGAACUCAAAAACAGUCAAGGAUUUCAUAUGCAAGGGAUUUUCUUUUAUCUUUAGCUGAGCUAGAUGAAUGCAAAAAUUUACCAAGUGGAUUUGAUUCAUCCCUCCUAAGUGAAUUUAAUGAUCCUAUCAGUGGCAUGUCAGAAUGUCAAAGAGUAGCUUCUAAUCAGUCAUUGCAUAGUUUCAAGAGCAGUGUAUAUGCUUCAUCACAGUCCAACCAUAAUUCAGAUUCUGGACAGCAGAACGUUAAACAAUAUCGACGUCCUUGGCAAAAAUUUCAGUAUGAUGGGGUUUUGGGAAAUGUUGCUUUUCCAAGAGUAUAUGCAGGUGCAUCUAGGGCUUCAGCUCCAACAGCUCAAGGAAGUGGUCUUUAUCAACUCAAUAGACAUAAAGAACCAUACUGUCCUUUACGCCCUUUUGAGUUUGUAUGUGGCUUAGGGAAGCAGAAUAUAGACUUGUACAAUGAUGAAACCUUUGGCUCUGCUGAGUAUCUAGAUCGUGAGACAGCAGAGGAAGAAAAGAGAAGAGUUUCAUUUGAGUUGAUGAGGAAGGAACAGGAAAAACCAAUUCAAGAGCAGAAGAAACAAAAUGAUGAUGGACAUAAAGAAAAUUUUGACCCAGAUAAUAGCACACUACUCAAGGAUUCUGCAAAUGAUAAUAGUAUAGUGAAUACAAUCAAUGGAUCAGAGGAGUGUCUGAUACUGCCAGCUUCAACUAAUGAUCCUGCAGAGGUUUCUCUUCCUGCACGGCUUCCUGCAUCCAGACCUGUUAUACCCCCAGGUUUUUCCAACAAGAUCCUGGAGAAGAAUCUUGGAACAAAACCCUUAGCCCAUUCCCCUUUAUCAGAGCAUGAUGAUGCUAAAGCUGAAUGCCCUGGGAGCUCCAUGGUACAUUCUUCCAAUUUUGCUCAUCUGCUUUGUGAAGAAGAGAAGAAACCAGCUGUAGUUAUCUUGUCUAGUAAAGAGAAAGGUGGAACCCAAGUGUCUGGAGUGAAGACAGCAGAAGUCAAUGAUCGCAACUUUCCAAACUUUUUUUCUGAAAUAAAUCAACUUACCUGCAAACCUAUAAUACCUACCUCGACUUUUGGUACAGAGGGAAUCUCUGGGCAGUUAGUUAGUUGCAAUAAACCUUCUGUUACUCCAGCAGUUCUUACAUGUGAGGACCUUGAACAAUCUAUUCUCUCUGAUAUGAAGGAAAAUAAUUCAACUCAGAAUCAUUCUGUGCAAAACUGGAGUCUUUAUGCAAAGGAUGACCAACCAAAUUCUGCCAAUGAUAAUGGCUCAUCUCAGUAUCUUCUUUCUUUAUUACAAAACGAGGUGAGCCUGAAAGAUCUGGCGGCAGCUCCCAAUAAGUUUUCUCAUCCAGCUGUUGAUAAAUGUGGUAGAUCCAUUGUGAUUAGUUCUGAAGACAUGGUGGCCUCAGAGUUUUCUAAGCUGGGUGAGUUUAAUUUGAUAGAGGGAACUCGAACAGGCUCUGAAGGCUUUGAUGGAAAAGAUGGUUCAACAAUUGAAUUAUGUCUGCCUGAAGAGGACAGUUUGAUUACAGUGGAUGAUCCGAUAAUCCCUCAAUACUCCAUGUUUAAGCCCACUUGGAAUUCACUUGAACCAAAUUUUACUACACCAGCUGAUAAUAUUGCUGUACAACUAGCAGAUCUAAAUCAUGUCCUCGGUGAUGAAAGAUCUGCCAUACCAAGUUUGGAAGGUUCACCUUUCCUUCGUUCUUUGUGUGGCAUAAUGGGCUCAGAGACUCCUUAUCAUGAUCUGCAUGCACAGAAAUCUUACCCACAAUUUCAACACUCUCGAAUGGAUCCACAGAGGCCAUCUAAUUUUCUGUUAGAUUCUCCUCAACUGAGUUCUCAAACCAGGUCCAUGGGUUGGAAAAACUAUCGCCAUAGUCCUCGAACCCCCCAUUACACCUCUGAGAAUGUUCAUCCCCAAUCUUUUGCCUACACUCCUGCAGCGCCAACAAGGUUUGAUUAUCCAGUUCAUAAUUCAUUACAACACAUGCCAGAUGGUUUUCCUGUUAAUCAACCUAAGUUGAAUUUGCAAAGGUUUCCCCAACAUCAUCAGCAACCUAGGUAUGGGGGCUUUGGAGUGGCAAAUACAGCUCCUGCUGUUCGUGGAAAAAGCAAUUCAGGUGCAUUCCAUAGGCCCAUUGAGAUGGUAUCAAGAGCAAGGCAGAGGUACCCUUAUGCUGUGGAUGAGACAUUCAAUAUACCCAGUGAGAUGCACCCCUUUGCCAUGGGUGCAACACUCAAUAAGCCCAUGGAAACAGAACAGAGUGCAAAGCAGAUGCACCCUUUCACUGUGGAUGCGGCAUUCAACAUGCCCAUUGAGAUGGAAAGGAGAGGGAGGCAGAUGCGCCCUCUUACUCCCCGUGUCCGUGGUCAAGGGACCUAUAACAAGCAGUUCAAUAUGGGAUUUUGGAAUGGACAGUAGGAUGAAAUUGGCAGGUAACGGGGUUGCAUUGAUCACAACUCCUUGCAGCAAUGCUUAUAUUAAUCUAGCUAAUUUUCAAGACUCUUUGCAAGACAAUAGUUGGAACUGGGUUGGUUAUGUGGAUAGAUAAACCGAAACAAUGAGGGAACUCUUUCUCACAAGUCCUUCCCCUAGUGUUUAUAUUGAAUUACCUAAUUUUCCAGACUGUUGCAACAUAGUUAAGCAUUUAGUGUUUCCUUUGCAGAUAACCAUUAGUGUAGUUAUGGGUAUAGAGACACAAUGAAAAAAAUAAGAAGAGGAACUCUUUUUCAUAACCCGU